AUGGACAGGUUCCGCUUGUUUUUCCAACACUUCCAGAACAGCUCCGAGUCUGUGAUGAAUGGCAUCUGCCUGCUGCUGGCCGCGGUCACCAUCAAGCUGUACUCCUCCUUCGACUUCAACUGCCCCUGCUUGGCGCGCUACAACACCCUCUAUGGCCUGGGCCUGCUGCUCACGCCCCCACUGGCCCUCUUCCUCUGUGGUCUCCUGGUCAACCGGCAGUCUGUGGUGAUGGUGGAGGAGUGGUGCCGGCCCGAGGGGCACCGGAGGAAGGACUCGGGCAUCAUCUGGUACAUGUGCUCCUCUGUGCUGCAGAGAGCACUGGCUGCCCCCAUGGUCUGGAUCCUGCUGGCCCUCCUUGAUGGAAAGUGCUUUGUGUGUGCCUUCAGCAAUUCUGUAGACCCUGAGAAGUUUCUGGACUUUGCCAACAUGACCCCCAGCCAAGUGCAGCUCUUCCUGGCCAAGGUGCCCUGCAAGGAAGAUGAGCUGGUCAGGGACAACCCUGCUCGAAAGGCCGUGUCUCGAUACCUGCGGUGCCUGUCACAGGCCAUCGGCUGGAGUAUCACCCUGCUGCUGAUUGUGGCGGCCUUCCUGGUCCGUUGCCUGAGGCCCUGCUUCGACCAGACAGUCUUGCUGCAGCGCAGAUACUGGAGCAACUAUGUGGACCUGGAACAGAAGCUCUUUGACGAGACAUGCUGUGAGCAUGCCCGGGACUUCGCGCACCGCUGCGUGCUGCACUUCUUUGCCAGCAUGAAGAGCGAGCUGCAGGCAAGGGGGCUGCGCCGGGAUCUGGGGGAGGAGCCCCCUGAACCCCUAGACGACCUGGAUGGCGGAAGUGGGAAGGCCCACCUGCGCGCAGUCUGCAGCCAAGAGCAGGUAGACCACCUCCUAAGUACCUGGUACUCCAGCAAACCUCCACUUGACCUUGCAGCAUCCCCGGGGUUCUGGGGGGUUGGCCUCAGCCACCGUGCACCCAUGGUGACUCCAGGCACAAGGCUGUCCCAGCACACUGAUGUGUAG
Molecule: messenger RNA, 1017 nt
Organism: Marmota flaviventris (yellow-bellied marmot)
Lineage: Eukaryota; Metazoa; Chordata; Mammalia; Rodentia; Sciuridae
Gene: Calhm3
Product: calcium homeostasis modulator 3
Cellular component (GO): plasma membrane
Molecular function (GO): monoatomic cation channel activity
Source: RefSeq, a predicted model, not a curated record